AUGGAUGAGAACGAGUACUUGCAGCCAGAUUUUGAUCCGGCAUCUUAUAAAAUACCACAAUUAAGAAAUGUCCUUUUACAAAAUGAUGUGUCCUAUCCAAACGGUGCCAAAAAGAAAGAUUUAGUGGAAUUAUUCAACACUCAUAUCAAACCUACAGCUGAAGGUAGAUUGAAGGAGCUUCAAGGUGUUGUUGCUAAUGAUGAAGGUAUUGUUUAUGUUGAGAAAAAAUCCAAGAAAUCCAAAGAUACAGAACAAAAUUCUUCGUCAACCCUAAAAGUGGAAAAGACAAGAAAAAACCCUUCAAAGAAAGCCAAAGAAACAGAAGAGCCAGAGGUUAGAAGAUCACCAAGAAAAACUAGCAAAUCAACUAUGCUUGAGCAACUAGAAGCUGAUGAUUCUGAUGAUGAUAUUCAAAUUAUUGAUGAAUCACAAGUCUCCCCAAGAAAAGCAAGAGGUUCAGCAAGAAAUGCUAGUGGUGAUUUAGGCAAAAUCCCUGUCUUGAAGAAGUCACCUCCAAGAACUAGAGAAAGAUCACCAAGAAGAAAGGCCUCUGGAAAUGCCAAAAGUGAAGAACCUGAACAAAGUGAGGAAUUCAAACCAAGAGAAAGAUCACCAAGAAGAAAAGUCUCAGAUAAAAAAGACUCCAAAACAACUAGAGAAAGAUCUCCAGCUAAAAAGGUCAAGGAAGAAACCAAAGCGGAACCAAAGCCUAAGAAGGAAACUAAGAAGAAGUCGAAAGCAAAAGAGGAACCAAAGCCAGAGGAUCGCGCUGGUGAUGAAAGUGAUGAUGCUGAUCUUGAACAAGUUACCCAACAAGAAUUCGAGCAAGCUUCACCAUACAAGUUUGGUUCCAAGUUUGAGUCUUCUUUUUCAAAAGAUAAUGUGUUCCAAUCUCCAGGUCACUCAUCUCCAGAUGUUAAACCUAAAAAGACAAUUCCAAGAAAGCGUGCUUCUGAAAAUACUUCCAAAUCACCAAGAAAAUCCACUAAAUCUAUUAGAAAGACUGCUUUUUCAUCUUCUCCGGAACCUGCUCAAAAUAUCAAAUCACCAGCUAAAAAAGCACUGGAAAUCUCCAAAUUUGAAACUUCUUCUCCUCCUUCAAACUUUGUGAAAAAUGAUAUUGCUGAAGGUGAUAUUUUUGAAUCUGAAGAAUUUUCAAAACAACCUUUCAAAUUUGAAAAUGUGACUGAAAAGAUUCCAAGCUCUAUCAAAAAGCCAACUAUCAAUAAAAAUGAUAAGUUUGAAACUCCAAACGAUGGAAAUGCAAGCAAAAUUUCAAAUUUGAGCUCAGCUUCCUCGACACCCUCAAAGUCUGGUAUCAAAAGAAAAUCACUUUUACCAGAUUUUUCCAAGUUCAAAGUUAGUCGCGAGUUUGCUAAAACUUUAGGUAUCACUGUCCAAGGAGAGCCAGAACAAGAAUCAAAUGAACAAGAUUCCAAUAAGGAUGAAGAUCCAGAACUCAUCGAUAUUGCAGGUGAUGAUGAAGAUGAAGAUGAAGAAGACAGUGAUGAACCAGAACAAACUGCUAAUGAUGAUUCUGUUUUGCGUAAUUUACAAGAGGAAAUUGAUUCUGCUAAUUCUGUGGUCCAAAAAGAAGCUGAUGAUGCCAUCAAACAAGUUAAUGAUAUCUUCAAUGAGGAUAAAGAUACUGAAAAUGUUUCUUCAAAUGAUAAGUCUGAAAAGUCCACACCAAAAAAUAAAUCAGGAUUCAAAUUCUCAGCUGUUUUUGGCUUUUUUAAACAACUAUUUGUUUUCUUCUUUUUCGUGUUCAUCGUUAUAUUUGGUCUUUGGUAUCGUGAACAAAGAAUCUUGAUUGGUUAUUGUGGUAAUGAAAUUGACCAACCAACUUUUCCAAAUGCUCAAAAUGAAUAUUUAAUCAGAUUUGAUGAAUUUUUACAAACUUUGAAACCAAAAUGUCUUGAAGCUCCAGAAAACGCUAUCACCCUUCCAAACUUGAAAAUCAAGUGUAGACCAGAUUAUGUUGUGUAUGAACCAUGGUAUAAAGUUCAUGGUUUCUUCCCAUUUAGUGAUUAUUGUGUCAAAGAUGAAGAAAAGGAAAACAUCAUCAAAGAAGUUGUAUCAAAGAGUUUGGAAUUGUUAAGAACAAAGAAUGCGGAAACUAAAUGUGGUGACGGUGAUGAUUUUGAAGUUGGUAUUUCUGAUGAAGAGUUAUAUGAAUUCUUUUUUGAAUCUAAAUCAUCUACAAUAAGUGAUGACGAAUUUGAUGAGCUAUGGUCCAGAGUCCUUGUUGACUUGAAAAAUGAACCUGAAAUUACUUUACGUUAUACCAGAGAUAACGAUACAGGAUCAACCAAAGACGACCUAUCCUCCGAUGAAGAUGAAGAGGAGACAUAUCUUCCAAAAGAACAGACGAUUUUUAGAUCCAAUUCGAAAGUGAAGUUAAGUAUAAGAUGUAAAUUUCAAAAAGAAGUUCAUGAAAACUUCGAAAGAAAUAAAAAAGUUUUAAUUGGGAGUUCAUUGAUUUUAUUUACCGUUUUAUUUUUAUACCAAAAAAUUGUUUCAUAUCAAAAAAGACAAUCAAAAAUUAAAGAAAUUUCAGACAUUAUUAUAAUCAAAUUACAAAAACAACAAAAAAAUGCAAUUAGUGAUUCAACAGGUUUAACAAAUAGAUAUGUUAGUAAUAUUCAAUUACGUGAUGAACUUUUAUCAAAUUUAAAGAAUUCAGAAAAAUAUGAAAUUUGGGAAUCAAUUUUGAAUAAUCUGGAGAAAAAUUCUAAUGUUAGAGGUUCCACAAGAGAAAUUCAUGGUGAUAUUGUUAAAGUUUAUGAGUGGAUUGGAGAAUGA
Molecule: messenger RNA, 2805 nt
Organism: Hansenula anomala
Lineage: Eukaryota; Fungi; Ascomycota; Saccharomycetes; Phaffomycetales; Wickerhamomycetaceae
Gene: SRC1
Product: Src1p
Exons: 4
Coding region: 1-2805 (934 amino acids)
Cellular component (GO): nuclear inner membrane
Molecular function (GO): chromatin binding
Source: RefSeq, a predicted model, not a curated record